GAAGCCUCUUGUUCAAUAACUCUCUUUCUCCCUGCAUGUUAAAAUUUUCAUCAAACUCACUUAUAUAUGUAGACAACCUAAACAAACAAUAAAAUCCAUAAGAUAUCAUCUACAUAUGGCCAAAUCAAAUCCAGUAUCAAGACCGUGGCUUUUCCUUCUUGCUGCAGCAUUUAUCAGUUCAUUCGUUAGCGCAGAGCCUGAUGGCAAUAAAAAGCAAUAUAUUGUUUACAUGGGCGAUCGUCCCCAAGGAGAUUUCUCAGCUUCAUCCCAACACUCAAGCUUGCUACAAGCAGCACUGAGCAGCACCAGGGCAUCAGAUUCCCUAGUCUACAGCUACAAGAGAAGCUUCAAUGGUUUCGUUGCAAAGCUGACUGAAGAAGAGAUGGAAAGACUAGCCGACAUGGAAGGGGUCGUCUCAGUUUUUCCGAAUGGGAAAAAACAACUCCAUACAUCAAGGUCAUGGGACUUCUUGGGCUUUCCUGAGAACGCUGAGAGAAAUACUGUUGAAAGCGAUAUCAUCGUAGGCAUGCUAGACACUGGAAUUUGGCCGGAAUCUGAGAGCUUCGAUGACUCGGGAUACGGUCCACCUCCAAGCAAAUGGAAAGGCACUUGCGAAACUUCAGACAACUUCACCUGUAACAACAAAAUUAUUGGAGCAAAACACUAUUAUCUAGAUGGGGAUCAGCCAUUAGAUGGAGGAGAAUUUGCUUCACCUAGAGAUUCUGCAGGUCAUGGAUCCCACACUGCAUCCAUAGCUGCCGGACGCAUGGUAAAAGGGGCAAGUUUGUACGGCCUUCGUUCAGGGACAGCUCGAGGAGGGGUGCCUUCUGCAAGAAUAGCCGUUUACAAAAUUUGUUGGAAAGAUCAUUGUUCGGACGCUAAUAUUCUUGCAGCGUUCGACGAUGCAAUAGCCGAUGGUGUUGACAUAAUAUCCAUAUCAGUUGGAGGAAAACUGUCUGUUGAUUACUUCGAAGAUUCUAUCAGCAUUGCUGCAUUUCAUGCUAUGAAGCAUGGAAUCCUCACAUCAGUCUCAGCUGGUAAUUUGGGAUACGGUACAGGGGGUUACCUCACUAAUUACUCACCUUGGUCCCUCACAGUCGCUGCAAGUACCAUAGAUAGGAAAUUUGUCACAAAUGUGCGAUUGGGAAAUGGCGAAGUCUAUAAGGGAGUCUCCAUAAAUACUUUCGACCUCAAUGGCGAAUAUUACCCGCUCGUCAAGGGUGAGGAUGUCCUUAAAACUGGUGGUGAUGGAAAUAAAACCAGCAGGUAUGGCGUGCCAGGAUCAUUGGGCGGCGACGCUCAGUACAGCGGAAAAAUUGUCUUUAGCGAGCUCUCCAUUGGUUGGGAGUUCGCAACUGAUGGAGGUGCAGUCGGAAGUAUAAUGCAAUGGGAUUCUGGCAACGAUGAUGCCAGGACUUACCCCAUAUCUGCAGCUGUUUUGGACCAAGAUCCUGGCAAUAAAGUUCUUAAUUACAUUACUUCCACAAGUAAUGCGACUGCAACCAUUGACAAGAGUAUUGAAGUCGGGGACAUACCUGCUCCAUUUAUCGCUUCAUUUUCAUCAAGGGGACCAAAUCCAAUCACCGUUGACAUUCUCAAGCCUGACAUAAGUGCACCUGGGGUGGACAUUCUAGCUGCAUGGUCAGAGGCCACCACAGUGACGGGCUACGCAGGAGAUAAAAGGGUAGUUAAAUACAACUUCGACUCUGGGACAUCCAUGGCUUGUCCUCAUGCUACGGGUGCAGCUGCUUUUGUUAAAUCCUAUAAUCCUACCUUGUCCCCUGCUGCUAUCAAAUCGGCACUUAUGACGACAGCAACAAUUAUAAGUGCAGAAAGGGAUGUAGAUGCUGAAUUUGCUUAUGGAUCUGGUCAAAUAAAUCCCCUGAAAGCUAUCUAUCCCGGCUUAGUUUACGAUAUAGAAGAGGCAGAUUUUGUGAGUUUCUUGUGCGGUCAGGAUUACAACAUCACAACUCUGCAACUCAUCACUGGUGAUAGCAGUGUUUCUUGCAGCAAAGAAAAGAAUAUAUCAGUCUGGGAUCUGAAUUACCCUGCAUUUACACUUUCUACCCCUUCUGGACUAGUCACUCGGGUUUUUCACAGGACCCUCACAAAUGUUGCCGAUGUUGGAUCAACUUACAAGGCAACUAUUACUUCUGCACCUGAACUAAACAUUCAUGUGAAUCCCACGGCUCUUUCCUUCGAAUCUUUUGGGGAAAAGCAGUCAUUUACUGUGACAGUUACAGCAAAUGUUACCAAGCAUGUAACUUCAGGCUCUUUGGUGUGGGAUGAUGGGGUGCAUCAAGUUAGAAGCCCCGUUGUUGCAACUUCUUUCCAAAGCGACAGGGAUGAAAAUUUUGUUGGUAGUCUCUUGAGUGGAGAAUCUUCAUAUGAAGGGUUCCACGCUCCUUCCUAAGUAUUGAGGGUACCAUUGUUUAAGAACUACUACAUCCAUCCUAAAUCUUCUACUAAAUAAAAAUAUGGUAGCAGUAUUAAUAUCAUACAUGCAUGUGCAGAGAGAACAAAAUUGAAUGGCUAGUAGUUUCUGUAAGAGGGGCACAAAGUCUCCAUACAUGAAGGCAUAAAAAAUUGUUCUCCAUCUAUGAAUACUAUGAUUAUGGGUCUUUUUUGGCAAAGCAAUGAACCGGGACUCAGUGUGUAGUACCUA
Coffea eugenioides is the source of this 2665-nucleotide messenger RNA. RefSeq names its product cucumisin-like. Gene Ontology annotation, molecular function: serine-type endopeptidase activity. Bases 116 to 2413 code for a protein of 765 amino acids. Gene Ontology annotation, biological process: proteolysis. The record is from RefSeq and is a predicted model, not a curated record. NCBI's taxonomy places the organism in Eukaryota, Viridiplantae, Streptophyta, Magnoliopsida, Gentianales, Rubiaceae. The transcript is spliced from 10 exons.